Molecule: messenger RNA, 825 nt
Organism: Candidozyma haemuli
Lineage: Eukaryota; Fungi; Ascomycota; Pichiomycetes; Serinales; Metschnikowiaceae
Exons: 1
Coding region: 1-825 (274 amino acids)
Source: RefSeq, a predicted model, not a curated record
AUGUCGACAAACCAAUUUCGAAUAAAGAAUAAAGACCAGGAAAAUGCUUUUAGGCUGCACGGGAAGAAUGAAAACCUGCAGCUUCCAUCGAAAAGACCUGCUCUUCAGCCUAAGCUGAAUAAGAAACAGAGAGUGCCUUUGGGUGGGAAAGAUCCCAAUGGAGCUGUACCACUGUUACAAAGAUCAACAACGUCAGUGCAAAAACCGCUGCUUCGGCCAAAUAGUGCUCCUUUGUUGAAACAACCAUUUUUGACUAAAUCAAAUUCCACUUUGGGCUUUUCCCAUGCUAAUACCCCAACAAAUGCCCCAUCUAGAGGCCUUGGCCAUAGCGGUCUUACGCUGGCUCAGGUUAAGAAUGCCAAUCCUUUAAAGAAUGACCUUUUUACUGGCUCUUUGGCUCGCAGAGAAGCCGAGUUGGUGCCACAGUUGGUCUCAGACUCGCCAAGGAAGUCUGAGCCUAAGGCAUUGCCUCCACUCAAUGUCAAGUUGAGUGAUACGUUCUCAGAUGCUACUAGACGUCUUCAUUCGAGCCAUUUACCCGUGGAGACUGUGAAUCCCGAUGUAGACCCAAUUAAAGGCCUCAAGCUCAAUUCUCGGUUAAUCGAGCAGUUGGCCGAUGACGAGGAAAGCAUUGAAACUGUCCCUGAAGUCAAGCCACUCAAGGAUGAGCCUGAAGAUGCUCUCAACGAAGAUGACUUACACUUUCUCAAGACGGGCUCAAGGGUGUCUGUCAUGGAAAAUAGAAAGCUUCAAGCCGAGCUCGAACAACAACACGGCCAAUUGGGCCUUAACAAAGAGGAGCUAGAUGACUUACUCGAUUUCUGA